Neomonachus schauinslandi (Hawaiian monk seal) is the source of this 4851-nucleotide messenger RNA. It is a transcript of the gene TXLNA, whose product is annotated as taxilin alpha. The coding region runs from base 124 to 1809 and encodes 561 amino acids. NCBI's taxonomy places the organism in Eukaryota, Metazoa, Chordata, Mammalia, Carnivora, Phocidae. The record is from RefSeq and is a predicted model, not a curated record. The transcript is spliced from 11 exons. Gene Ontology annotation, molecular function: syntaxin binding.
GGCAGGAGCAGGCGGCUCGGCCGGCAGCGAUUACCCAGGGUUUCCGGUGCGAGGCCAGAGCGGGCGAAGCUGUCGGGAGGUCGGCAGUGAGGAUCUGUUCCCAGCCUAGCAUUGCAAACCACAAUGAAGAACCAAGACAAAAAGAAUGGGGCUGCUAAGCAGUCGGGCAACACUUCCAACCCAAAAACCAACCCGGGGCAAGCGGAAGCAGGACCAGAGGGAACCCAGGGGCGGCCCAGUCAGCCGGCUCCUGCGACAGAAGCCGAAGGUUCCUCCAGCCACGCUCCGGGGAAGACUGAGGGAGCACAAGCCAAAACUGCUCAGUCUGGGGCCCUCCGUGAUGUCUCUGAGGAGCUGAGCCGCCAGUUGGAAGACAUCCUGAGUACAUACUGUGUGGACAACAAUCAGGGGGGCCCAGGUGAGGAUGGGGCACAGGGUGAGCCUGCUGAACCCGAAGAUGCAGACAAGUCCCGGACCUAUGCUUCGCGGAAUGGGGAGCCUGAGCCAGAGACCCCAGUAGUCAAUGGUGAGAAGGAGACCUCCAAGGGGGAGCCGGGUACAGAUGAGAUCCGGGCAAGUGACGAGGUUGGAGACCGAGAUCACCGAAGGCCGCAGGAGAAGAAGAAAGCCAAGGGUCUGGGGAAGGAGAUCACGUUGCUGAUGCAGACACUGAACACGCUGAGCACCCCAGAGGAGAAGCUCGCAGCUCUGUGCAAGAAGUAUGCCGAACUGCUGGAGGAGCACCGGAACUCCCAGAAGCAGAUGAAGCUGCUGCAGAAGAAGCAGAGCCAGCUGGUGCAGGAGAAGGACCACCUGCGCGGGGAGCACAGCAAGGCCGUGCUGGCCCGCAGCAAGCUGGAGAGCCUGUGCCGUGAGCUACAGCGCCACAACCGCUCGCUCAAGGAAGAAGGCGUGCAGCGGGCCCGGGAGGAAGAGGAGAAGCGCAAGGAGGUGACCUCACACUUCCAGGUGACGCUGAACGACAUUCAACUGCAGAUGGAACAGCACAAUGAGCGUAACUCCAAGCUGCGCCAGGAGAACAUGGAGCUGGCAGAGAGGCUCAAGAAGCUGAUCGAGCAGUACGAGCUCCGGGAGGAGCAUAUCGACAAAGUCUUCAAACACAAGGACCUGCAGCAGCAGCUGGUGGAUGCCAAGCUCCAGCAGGCCCAAGAGAUGCUGAAGGAGGCAGAGGAGAGGCACCAGCGGGAGAAGGAUUUUCUCCUCAAAGAGGCAGUGGAGUCCCAGAGGAUGUGCGAGCUGAUGAAGCAGCAGGAGACCCACCUGAAGCAGCAGCUGGCCCUAUACACAGAGAAGUUUGAGGAAUUCCAGAACACUCUUUCCAAAAGCAGUGAGGUGUUCACCACAUUCAAACAGGAGAUGGAGAAGAUGACUAAGAAGAUCAAGAAGCUGGAGAAAGAAACCACCAUGUACCGGUCCCGGUGGGAAAGCAGCAACAAGGCCUUGCUUGAGAUGGCUGAGGAGAAAACACUCCGGGACAAAGAGCUGGAGGGCCUACAGGUGAAAAUCCAGCGGCUGGAGAAGCUGUGCCGGGCGCUGCAGACAGAGCGCAACGACCUGAACAAAAGGGUACAGGACCUGAGUGCUGGUGGCCAGGGCUCCCUCCCUGACGGCGGCCCUGAGCGAAGACCGGAGGCUGCAACCGCCUCCAGGGAUCAGGGUUGUGAGGGUCCUGGAGCCCAAUCACCGAGCUCCCCGAGGGUCACAGAAGCUCCUUGCUGCCCUGGAGCAGUGAGCACAGAAACACCCGGCCAAGCGGGGCCCCAGGAGUCCACCUCCACCACCGCCUAGGGAACCUGGCACGGGGGGCGUGCUGGGAAGGGAGCAAGCAGCCCAGCCAGGCCUGGCCCAGGCAAGGCUCCCACCGCUAAGCAGUCCGGUGCUGAGGCCCAGGGUGCUCCGACCUGGCUGGCAUCUGACACUUGGCAGUUUUGGAUUUCGUGGGUCAGUGUUACAUACAUACGGCAUAUGUGCAAGGCCUCCUACCUUUCUGUCUCUUAAGUGGAACAUGGACUUGCACUGGAGGUGGGGGUGUGUACGGGUGAAGUCACUGGCUCUUCUGUGAGCUGAAGAGUCUGAAAGAGGAGCUGCCAUCUGUAGCUGCUGUCACAGUGAGCUGGCAGGACAAGUGACUUGAGCAUUCCCCUGCCUGACUUGAGGCUCAGAUACCCCCCUUCCUGCUCGUGAGGGCUUGUGACAAGUGAUACACUCAGGCCUUGACUGCAUUUCCCUCGUUAGCAGGGCUUGGGCAGCUCUGGCUCACCUAGCUCCCCUGGAAGCUCCUUUGCUUCUCUUAACCUGGAGAAAGGGGUCCCCGGGCGGGGCCCGCAGAGCUGGGGAUCCAACUGCUGUCCUGCUUUGGACGGGGGACCUGGAGAAAGUUGCUGUGGGCUGGUACACGGUUAGGGAGCCCUCAGGUGGUGCCAGGACCAGGCCAGCGAUGCUUCUCAGUAGCCUUAUCAUUCACAGGUGCCUCUCUAGCCUGCACAAAUGAUUGACAAGAGAUCCCCCAAAGGAUGCUUUCUGAAGGUUUCUGUUUUUUGUUUUUGUUUUGCACAUGACAGUAUGUGUAUUGAUCUGAGGAAGGAGGAGGGGCAUUGGCACAGUUGGCCUCCAGUGCCCCCCGCCCUCAACACCCCACCUGGUAUCUUUGCCACGUUGGUGCUGAGCUUUCCUGUUCGGUGAAAUCAGAUUGCAGUUAGGAGGAAGAGAAGGGCAUCUGAUGGUUUUGCCACAAGCUUGCCUAUGUGUUUCGGUCCUGGGAGGCCACUGCUGAUGCCCAUCACCACUGUCUCCAUGUGGCAGUUGCUGGGCCCCGUGCCCAACUGUCCCCUUGGCUUUUAGGAGUCUGUUUCUGCUUCUAACCCCACCGUUAAUGUGCAAUCCUUGAGAUUUGCCCUGGUCCCAUUGCCUAAAGAAUAAGCUGAAGUAUGUCCUUGAUGUCUCAGUUCCUGUGUGGAAGCCCCCAGCUCUUGUCUGGCAGCUGAGGGACAGAAUGAGACUUGACAGUUGAUGAGCCUCAGAAAUCUGCAGGACGGCUGCAGAUACUCGGGUCUGGUGCCCCCACACCCCCCAGUACUUGCUGCUCUGGACUGAAAAUUUUGCCAGUUGCAUAUUCAUCAGUCUGUACAGAGCAAUUUUCUGGAACAACAGAAUGAGGCGCGGGUUGGGAAGCUGGGCUCUGGUGGGCGUGAGGUCCUACACCCCGCCUCUGGCUGGGCCUCGGCUUCAGUGUAGCUGAGGGAGCCGUGGCCCCAGAGGCACAGGAUGGUGGAGCUUUUGUUUCUUGCUGGAUUUCCUUGAAGCUAGUUCAUUAUCCUGCAGGUCCCUUCAUCUUCAACAACCAGCCCGCUCUCCAUGCCUUUCACUUCAGUCCCUCACAUAAACAGGUUCGUGAAGAGUGCUCAGUGCGCGUGAAACACGUUAACGAUGUAGACCAGAGAUGGCACGGGACCAGCACACCAUUUUUCCUCUGCCCCCGUGGCAGGAGCCCCUGCUGGGCCGUGGAGUGUUUCCCGCUAACCCCUGCUGCAGCCAGCUCUCAGGAACCCCUGGCAGCCGGGACAAGUGUGGACACCUACUUGCCCUCCCUGGCUGAGCUCCUCUCCUGUGGACAAGUGUUUCCUAAGAUCUUGCCCUCUGAAAUGGCUAUAUCUGGAAUGGUCCCUGGAUCUGCCGUGUCCUUCCCCAAUAAGGCCUUCCUUCCCCCCCUCCUCCCCCCCCCCCCGCCCGGCCCUUUGUCAGGCUGAGACACACAACCGCGUACAGGGUGUGCUGGGCUCUGGAAGUGCAAGGAAGAGGCAAGCUGCUGCCUGGCCGGUUUCAAGAGCAGGAGGCGUGCGGUAGCCCACGCGAUUGUCUUGCUUGCUUCAGCCACCUCGUGGAGCCCACGGGGUUGAGGGGGACGGCUGUGGGGGACCACGACUGUGCAGCGCAGCCGCCCCCAGAGAGCCAGUCUAGCUGCUGUGGGGCUGCGGCGAGCAGGGUGGCCCCAGCCGUGUCUAGGCAUCCGGGCCAGGCUACAGAUGAGGCCCCCAUUGUCCCUCUCCCUCUCCUCCCCGUUGGCCAGACCACGCUGAGCACUACAGCGGCUCUGCUUGUUCUGCUUUCCGGCCCCGAGCCUGGGCCGGAUGCGGGGGAAGGUGGCCUGUCCAGAUGAAGGCCGGUGCCGUCCUCCCCAGGGCAGGGCCGGAGCACAUGACCUCAGUUUUGGGACCAAGAGCUGUGUUGGAUUCUUAGGUUGCUAGCGUUUCAGGGGACCACUGCAGGUGAGGCUCACCGCCCCGAGCCCUUGGCCCUGCUGACGUAACGUGUGCUCCAGACCUUGCCGGCCUGAGAGCCUCGCGUGCACCAGGUUCCCAGGAGGUAUCGGCAGCACUCGUUUUCUUUUGUUUUCCAUGAGGUUUUUGGACCAUGGGCUGAGCUCAGGCACUUUCUGUGAGAGGAUGUUCUGUCUGUAAAGAUGGUUAUCCCCACUCCCAUCACAGUGGCCCUGCUGAGGGCCAAUUGAGAGGCCAGUGGAACUGCCCUGCUGGCUGGGCGGGGGGGGGGGGGCGCGGCAAAGCCUACUGAGCUGAUUCUCCAGCUGCUGCCCAGGCCUCCCACCUGAACAGCACAGAGGUGGCCGCCCCAGGGACAGCCGGGCACCUGCCUGGGGGAGGGGUGCUGCCUUCUGUCCCUGUAACUGCUUCCCAUAUGGCCCAACCUGGCCACCCAGAUUUGUUUUAAAGCUGUGCUGACAGCCUUUUUUUUUUUUUUUGUCUCCUUUUGGUAUUCACAACAGCCAGGGACUUGAUUUUGAUGUAUUUUAAACCACGUUAAAUAAAGAGUCUG